Molecule: messenger RNA, 3056 nt
Organism: Bombus huntii
Lineage: Eukaryota; Metazoa; Arthropoda; Insecta; Hymenoptera; Apidae
Gene: Sgf11
Product: ataxin-7-like protein 3
Exons: 2
Coding region: 1947-2936 (329 amino acids)
Biological process (GO): regulation of transcription by RNA polymerase II; positive regulation of DNA-templated transcription
Cellular component (GO): SAGA complex; DUBm complex
Molecular function (GO): transcription coactivator activity
Source: RefSeq, a predicted model, not a curated record
AAAUAAUACGCUUUAAUGAAAAGUGGAAUGUCAAUCUUUUUUAGCAAACGAAUAGACUCUCGUUUAUCUGCGUAAAUCUACGCACUACUUUCUUUUAUCUGUCUUUGAAUGACUCGCAAUAUGAAUUACAUAAAAAUUACUUUGAAUUUUAUGUUUAUUUACUUAACAAUACGUCGUAUCUGCGAUUAUGCGUUAUAUUAUGUCAGAUAUUAUUGGCAAUUAGCCAAUGUUUUGCGCUAGGUUCUGCAGUUGGAUCAAAUCCUAAUCCUUUAUUACAAAGAGCAACUUGUCUCUGUUUGUAAUCUGUUUGGGUGGAAUCUACGCUUUUGAAUAAAGAUUCGAAAAUACCCUCGUCUACGAAGUUCUCUAAAAAUAUAGCUAGUUCUUUCAUUGGGUAGGUUUAGUGAAAUGGGAAGCUAACAUUAUUUAUUAUGUUACAGAAUCAUCACUCUGAAUAGUGUCGUGAAAAUUUUGGUUGGAGAUCGUCGUUUAUUAAAAAUUUAUUGCCACAUGAAAGUUUACAAAAGGUGUAACUAGUAAUCGUUUUACUUAUUGAUACUACCUGUGUUGAUAAGUAAAAGCGUGCAUACCCCCUCAUCUACAUCCCGAGAAAAAUCUAAUCUUAUCGAACCAAAACCUAAUAAAAUUAAUGAGAAAUGAGUUUGGAUUAGAUCCGGGUUACCUUAACAAAAUCUCGGUUAUUCACACUCUCUUAAAUGCAGUUCGCAAAUAGCGUCCAGAAUAUUACAUACUUUUGUGUAAACUUGUGUAAAAACCCCAACUAAGUUCUUUACGACGCUACUCAGGAUGAAGACUUUGACAAUAUAUCAAAAAUUACCGAAAUCGGAGGUGAUUUGUGAAUAUUUACUAAAGAAGUGAAGAAAAACAAAGAAAAAUCCUGUAUACCUGUUUUAGAAAGAAAUGGUAAUGGCGGAAAUAGUUAUUUUUAUAAUCUGCCAAGUAGACGGCUGUACGGCGUAUUUUAUAGAAAUAGGACGAAAUCUGUUCGCGUCAUCGGAAUUCACAAUAACCAAACGCAAGCUAUUAAAAAUACAUUUAUUCUCCUAAAUAAUAGUUGACAUACAUAUGUAUAUUACUAUGAAAAUUUUUAACAUUUUUACUUAUACAUAUACCUAAUUAUUAUGCUAUUAUUACAACAGAUUAUUGAACAUAUAAAUUCGCAACAAAAUACUAUUCCUAUUGACUAAGGAUAGAACCUUAUUUCUAUUAUUACAACUAUUGAAUUACACAUUAUCAUAUACAUACGUAUACGUAUAUUUCUCUUUUCCUAUAUCGUCCUCUAAUAUUCUUAAAUAAAAAGUAAUUAGAAAAUAUACAAAUUAUUAAUUUUAUUAUUAGGAUAAAUGAAUAAGAAACUAAAUAUACAUAUAAUGCUCUUGAAAUAAGAAACAAGAGACUGUUUUACCUCGAAGUUCAUCCACGUUUACGAUUAGAUAGUGAGUCGAUAAUAUUGAGUACAAUAAAAAAGUAACAAAUGAGUAAUUUGAGUAGCAUUACCACAAAUUGUUUUCUCAACCUUAAUAUCACUAAUUAUAAUUACAUACGUACAUUUUUAACAAAAAUCUAGAGUGAAGUUUUGAUCGAACCAUCCGUCGAUAAUACAGAUAAGGAAUAACUCCAUAGGCUUUCGUUUCGCAUUUAUAGACUACUAUACUAUAUAUAUACUUAUAUGUCAUGUCAGUCACAAUUCGGGUAUUGCACUAAGUUUUUAUAAACCGCUUACUUGUCAAGAAAUAAUUUUUUCGUUGAAAAAAAUGCGCACAUUAAUAACAAUAAGUCAAGUAUUAUAUUUAACGAAGCAUUUCAAUUCGAUUAGCGCAUCUUAAGCGAAAGUAAGAAAUACAUACACAUGUUACGAAGCGGAGCUGUUAUCAUAGCACUGUAAACAGAACGAGAUUGUAUUGUAUGAUUACUCGACACUUAAAAUGUCCGUGACUGAAGAUAGAAUUCAAGAAUUAAACAGACGAUUUCUGGAAUUUAUGAGUAAAAGCGAGAAUGUGGAAGGUGCGACUAAAGAAAUUUUUGACGACCUCCUAGAUGAAGUUUUAAUGGGAUUUGUUUUCGAUGUACAUCGAACUACAAAAACUGGUAGUUCUGAUGUAGAAGAAGGCAUACCUGAUGAUGAAUCUUAUGCUAUUGUAGAUUCUCCAGGAUUGGAUGUUUUUGGACAACAUCCUGUCAAGAAAUCCCAAGAAUGCAAUUGCCCAAAUUGUGAUAGAGGAGUCGCAGCUUGUCGUUUUGCAACUCAUUUAGAGAAAUGUAUGGGCAUGGGACGAAAUAGUUCAAGAAUUGCAUCAAGACGCAUAGCAAAUAAUUCAAAAGAUCUCAGUAACUUCAGUGGUGUUAUAAGCGAUGAUGACGAUGAUGUUGAUUGGAGCUUAAAUAAUGAUAAGCGUAAACGCAGGAAAGAUCGCAAUGGUAUAAAAAGAACAAAACAACAAAAAAGUAAUCAAAGGAAUGGGGAAACUAUAAGUGAACAUAUUCAUAGCAGUAAUGAGAAUUCUCCAUCAAAUUACGAAAAUAUGUCCUUGGAAGAUAAAAGGAUUUUAUUAACACAAAUCUGUGGAGUAAUAUCAGAGCAUACAAAAAAGUUAUGUACAAGAUCUAUGCGGUGUCCACAACAUACAGAAGAUCAAAGGAAAGAAAUGAGGGCAAAUUUGGAAUCUGGAAACAAUAUACAACCUAGUCAAGAUAAUCUUCAUGUAGAUGUAGACACCUAUGAAGAAGGAGAUGGACAAAAUUUAAGAGAAGCAUUAGCACGUUGGGAUCGUGAGGGAUCAAGUCACUCGAGUCCAGCGGAUUCUACAUCUACCACAUCUACAUCUUCAAUAAGUAGAAAACGAGAAACAAAAUCAAAAGGAAAAGGCAAAGGUUCCAAACGCGAUCGCGGUUCGCCCAUUUCACAAGGAGAUUAAAAUUAGUUUGUUUAAUUCAUUUUUUAAUUUUAUGAAUUUUCUAACAAGGAAAGUUAUGUAACAAUAAUGUUCCUAUGCAUUGUAUAAAGCUUUAAGAAUAUAUUAUCCAUCAUAAAAAUA